This is a messenger RNA of Suillus subalutaceus, 1465 nucleotides long. RefSeq names its product quinon protein alcohol dehydrogenase-like superfamily. Bases 285 to 1271 code for a protein of 328 amino acids. The transcript is spliced from 8 exons. NCBI's taxonomy places the organism in Eukaryota, Fungi, Basidiomycota, Agaricomycetes, Boletales, Suillaceae. Gene Ontology annotation, molecular function: protein binding. The record is from RefSeq and is a predicted model, not a curated record.
GGGGGAGAAGAAGGCGAUGUGCACAAUAGCAUUGUCUCCGACCGGUGACACUGUUGCAAGUGGAAGCACAGACGGGACAGUGAGGUUGUGGGAUGUCGAGACGGGGAAGGUCAUCGCUAAAUUGACAGGGCACACUACGGCAGUACUGUCAGUGUGCUGGAGUGCCGAUCGCGAGCGGGUCGUGAGCGGGUCAUGGGACGGGACAGCAAGAGUAUGGAAUAUCAAUAGCGAAGAAACCAUCAUCGGUCCAAUCAAGACCGGGCACGAGUCCUGUGCAUGUGGUGAUGUACUCGCCCGAUGAAACAAAAAUGGCCACAGGAGGACACAAUGAGCAUGCGGUGAAAAUCUGGGAUGCCAAGACGGGCAACCUGCUUGACACACUCGAACACGAUCAAGCAGUUUUCAGUUUGGCAUGGGUGUCGAACGGAAAGAGACUUAUCUCUGCCUCCCGUGGCCCGAUCAGGAUAUUCGACACAACCACUUGGCAGCAGACCGCCAUUCUUGAAGGUCACACAAAAGUCGUCCGUGCCAUCUCCUUAUCUCGGAACGACCGCCUCCUUGCAAUUGGACUACCCCUUCAGCACAAACACCGUACUACUGUGGAAUGUGCAGCUUUUUCAGCUGAUGGAGAGUUGCUAGUCACUGGUGGCGAGAACAACAAUGUGUACGUCUGGGACGUUCUCGCCGUCCUCAAAGAAGCUGGUCUCAAAGACCUAUUACUGCCCAUUCCUGAUGCUGUAGAGUUGAUAGACACCGAUGCCACACGUGACGAAGAGGAUUAUCAAUCUGGCUUUUUUGAUAGUACUAAUGUGCGAUAUAACCAUUCCUCCGCAACAAACGGUAACCGUUCCUCUACCCAUCCCCGCCACAAUUCCCGCCACCGCCGCCCUCUCGCACCAUCUUUUGGGAAUGCAAGUGUGCUCAUUGCCCACCUUUCGACGCUAUUUCGCCGCACUCCCUCUAAUAUUCAUGAAGCAACCGAACUCCAGCAGCGUCCAAGGCGAUCUGUUUUCUCUCGUGUCGUUGAAGUUGCUGCAACGCGGGACAAACGGACACUAGUACAGCCACACGGCCAAUCACAAGGCCAGGCUCAGUCAUUACCAUCGCAAUCCCAGCAUGCUGCCGCACCGACGUCCACGACACCUCCUGCUCCUGAUACCAAUACUGCCACACCAGGUACAACAAGCGUACGGAUAAACCUACUUCCGUUGUUGGCUCGUCUCGUGCUCUUUCUUUGCUGUACAUCCCUCCCACACGCCAAUGAUCAUUAGUUUUAAUACAGGUGCAGCAUACGUAUCUUUGCUUUUAGCUCUCUUCAUUGUCACCGUCCAAGUUCGCUAGUUCUCGACACACAAACACAUCCCGCAUGAGGAUCAGACAAUCAAGCAUCUCCUUAUAGAAGAACUUUAGUGCAAUCAUACCAGGCUACCAGCGUCUAUCGCAAGUCUAUCGUGCCGAACUGACC